AUGGCCGUCCACCCCACCGACGCCGCGGCCUCGGGCCUGGGUGUCCAUGGCCUGCGUUUUCUCAACGAUGAAUGGAACGAUAGCAUCUCCAAUGGCGACUCCUUCACCCUCCGCUGGAACCAGUCCUUGGCCAAGCUUGGGUCCGGCCUGGGCGUGUUCAAAGUAACGUAUCCAAAGGAUGGCGUCGUCGUCUACGAGCUCAUCUCGAAUCUAACAGAUACCAUAGACGGCGACUCAUGCCAAUGGACCCCAAACAACCUGGAAAAGAAGAGCCUGUACGCAAUGUGGCUCACAGCCGGCCAAGAUAAUAUACAUCCAAACUGGACACUAUCUCCUCCCUGGGUUCCUAAAGAAUCGUCAGGAAACGGCGCCUCACCCUGGGCAGCACCCUUUAUCAUUCCCGUCGUCUGCUUACUCGGCGUCUACGCCGCAUCCCUGACGGGCUACCUAGUCUAUCGCCGCCGGAAAAAGGCCAGACGCGAACAAGAGGACGCAACACCUCACCAGGACGCGAGCCGGAACAAUUCUGUCGACUCUGCCGUCACGGCUCAGACGCUGUCUGACAUCGAGGGGGGACCCGAGAAACGUAGCGUCGUUGUCUUCGCCAAUAGCAGCUCAGACGCCGAAGUCACUCUUCGCGGUGCUGCGGGCAGCGCCUCUAUUGACCGGUCUGAGAUUGAGCAAGCAAUAAGCAACGCUCGGCGUGGACGCGGCGGCACGGCUGAGGGAGUCGGCACCAGCAGCUCAACCAUCGACCGGUCUGAGAUCGAGCGCGCAAUAAGCAACGUUCGCCGUGGACGCAGCGGUACGGCUGAGGGAGGCGGUACCAGCAGCUCACCCAUCGACCGGUCUGACAUGGAGCGUGCACAAAGCAAUGUUCUUCGCGGACGCAGUGGCACGGCUGAAAGACGCGGCCCCAUCGGCGCCUCCAGCGACCGGUCUGAUAUCGAGCUUGCGCAAAGCAAUUUUCGCCGAGGACGCAUUGACACGGCUGAAAGAGGCGGUAUCCGGAUGGUACCCGACUCGGCCUCCGGGUCCGAUGUCACAGAAGAAACGUACAUUCGACAUACGAAAGCCGAAACACCCGUCGGCCUGUAA
Molecule: messenger RNA, 1098 nt
Organism: Hirsutella rhossiliensis
Lineage: Eukaryota; Fungi; Ascomycota; Sordariomycetes; Hypocreales; Ophiocordycipitaceae
Exons: 4
Coding region: 1-1098 (365 amino acids)
Source: RefSeq, a predicted model, not a curated record